Molecule: messenger RNA, 475 nt
Organism: Nicrophorus vespilloides
Lineage: Eukaryota; Metazoa; Arthropoda; Insecta; Coleoptera; Silphidae
Product: acyl-CoA-binding domain-containing protein 6-like
Exons: 2
Coding region: 27-437 (136 amino acids)
Molecular function (GO): protein binding
Source: RefSeq, a predicted model, not a curated record
CCCAGAAAAUUCAGUACACAACCAAAAUGAAGACGUUGAUCGUAUUACCUCUUCUGUUCGCGCAAAUUUUUUGCAUUAGCGACCGGGAGCUUUUCAACAAAGGGAAAGACAUGUUGAACCAACCUGAGAAGCUUCGAAAUAUGUUGGAAAGUGGAGAUCUCGAUUCGAAUAUGAUUGGACCCAUUUGCAAUCGAUCUCUUCUAAGUUGGGCAGCUCAAAAAGGGUUGCCUAUUGCUGUGGAAACUCUAUUACAAUAUGGUGCAAACGUUAACUUCAGAGACCGGAAGAAGAGGAAAACUCCAUUUAUGAUCGCCGUGGAUUUUGGUCAAGCAGCUGUGGCCAAGCUGCUGAUGAAUUCCGGUACGAACCUUAGUUUGAUGGAUCUUAAUGGUCUAAAUGGUUACGAUUACAUGAGGAAAUGCAACUGCAAUCUUUAAACAAAUUGAUAAUUAUUUAAUUUGUUGAAAACUUAAUU